Molecule: messenger RNA, 600 nt
Organism: Delphinapterus leucas (beluga whale)
Lineage: Eukaryota; Metazoa; Chordata; Mammalia; Artiodactyla; Monodontidae
Source: RefSeq, a predicted model, not a curated record
AUGAGUGUGGCAAAAUCUUUCUGCACAAUCUUUAGCAAGAAUUCAUACCGUGUAAUUCAUCAGAGAAUUCAUACUGGAGAGGAACCUUACAAAUGUAAUGUGUGUGGGAAGGUCUUUAGUAGAAAGAAAGACCUUAGAGUUCAUAACAGAAUUCAUACCGGAGAGAAACCUUACAAAUGUAAUGAGUGUGGAAAAGCCUUUUAUUAUGUCUCACUCCUCAAAAAACAUCAGAUAAUCCAUACAGGGACAAAACCAUAUAAAUGUGAUGUAUGUGGGAAAGUCUUUGGUCAAAGUUCAUAUCUUUCAGUUCAUCAGACAAUUCAUACUGGAGAGAGACCUUAUAAAUGUAACGAGUGUGGGAAAACCUUUUGUUAUGCCUCAUUCCUCAUGAGACAUCAGAGAACCCACACAGGAGCAAGGCCAUAUCAAUGUGAUGUAUGUGAGAAAGUCUUUAGUCAAAAUUCACAUCUUUUAGGUCAUCAGACCAUUCAUACUGGAGAGAAACCUUAUAAUGGUAAUGAGUGUGGCAAGGUGUUUAGUCGAAAACAUUGUUUUGCUUCAUCAGAAAAUUCAUACCAGAGAGAAACCUUUGAAAAAUAA